GUCUGGUGUUUGUGUUCACGACGAGGAGUACAAAGCCGAGAAUCUCGAUUUGCCAACCAUCUUUAUUCACUGAAGUGCCACCACCGAUUAACGGCGCCUCAGAUCAUACAGCACUUGCACGUGGACAGGGCAAAACGCCACAGCAGAGCAGCAGUCAGAAGACAGCAGCGCUGCCUGCAGGGUAUAGUGAUACCACACAGGACCGCUGUCCACCACGCAGCCGGAACAUCACGCGUCUCUCAUGCCCCGGAACCACCUGAGCUGCUCCCUCCUACACAGACAGAGGACGGCGGCUGCUGGAAGAGACCGCCCCUUUCUCCUCCUCCUGGUCCUUAGGCCGCGCAGGAGGAGGAGGUGGUGGUGGGCACGUGUGCUGGCAGAUCUGGUUGCAAGCGGCGAAGAGUCCGUGCUUUCCCCUUCCUUUUGCCACCGCUGCAGCCCCCCGAUCCUUGUUUGUCUUUGCAAGCGGAUCGCUUGAGUUUUGGGACUCUAUACUCUCUUUGUUCUUGGAGAAUGGAAGCCGUGGAUAUGGCAAGUGCAUCCUUAAAACGUCCUCAUUCUGAGGAUGAUGAGACUAAUGUGGAUGAACUUAAAAGGCAAAAGAUUUCAGAAGAACCACAGAAAAGACAAGAAAAUUCUGAUCAUAAAGUUGAAGCUGAGGUGGAACAGCCUGUAAAACCUUUUCUUGAGGAAACAAAAAAUGAAAAUGUUCCAAAAGAGGAAAGUGCAGACCAAGAUGAUGAGCUACAAGAAAGUGAUGAAGGAGACCCAGAGAGCUUUGCAGACAUGAUGAAGCAUGGGCUGACAGAGCUAGAUGUUGGCAUAACUAAAUUUGUUAGUUCUCACAAGGGUUUUUCUGGAAUAUUAAAAGAGAGAUAUUCAGAUUUUGUUGUUAAUGAAAUAGGAAAAGAUGGACAUGUCAUCCAUUUAGAUGACUUCUCUGUGCCAGUAGAUGAUGAGGAUCCUUCUGAAGACAUUUUUACGGUGCUUUCGGCUGAAGACAAGCAGCGGCUAGAAGAACUCCAGCUUUUUAAGAAUAAAGAAGACAGCAUUGCCAUUGAGGUGCUUGAAGACACAAAGGAGAAAAGGACAGUGAUACAUCUGGCUGUAAAAUCCUUGUUUCCAGGGUUAGAGACUAAAACAGAGGAUCGAGAUGGGAAAAAAUACAUCGUUGCAUACCAUGCAGCUGGGAAAAAGGCACUUGCAAAGGUCAGAACUUCAACAGAUCCAAGAAAACAUUCUUGGCCAAAAUCUAGGGGAAAUUACUGCCACUUUGUCCUGUACAAAGAAAACAAAGAUACUAUGGAUGCCAUUAAUGUGCUAUCAAAAUUUUUAAGAGUUAAGCCAAACAUAUUUUCCUACAUGGGUACCAAAGACAAAAGGGCUAUUACUGUUCAAGAGAUUGCUGUUCUUAGGAUCACUGCACAAAGACUAGCUCACUUAAACAAAUGUCUGAUGAAUUUCAAGCUUGGGAAUUUUAGUUACAAAAACCAUCCGCUUAAGUUGGGAGAAUUGCAAGGCAAUCAUUUUACAGUAGUUCUCAGAAAUGUAACAGGGACCAGUGAUCAAGUUCAACAAGCCAUGCGUUCUCUCAGGGAAAUUGGAUUCAUUAACUACUAUGGAAUGCAAAGAUUUGGAACUACAGCUGUCCCUACAUAUCAAGUUGGAAGAGCCAUUCUCCAGAAUAAUUGGAAUGAAGUCAUGGAUUUAAUACUAAAACCACGCCCUGGAGCUGAAAAGGGAUACUUAGUAAAAUGCAGAGAAGAGUGGGCAAAAACAAAAGAUCCAGCUGCAGCCCUUAAAAAACUGCCUGUGAAACGGUGUGUGGAAGGACAGUUGCUUCGAGGACUUUCAAAGUAUGGACUGAAGAAUAUAGUAACUGCAUUUGGCAUAAUACCAAGAAAUAACCGUUUGAUGUAUAUUCAUAGCUAUCAGAGUUAUGUGUGGAAUAACAUGGUGAGCAACAGAAUAGAAGAAUAUGGGCUUAGAGCUGUACCAGGAGAUCUUGUACUAAAAGGAGGUACAGCUGUAUAUAUUGAGGAAGAAGAGGUGGACAGUUUUUCUAUACAUGAUAUUGUGAUGCCAUUGCCUGGAUUUGAUGUUAUAUAUCCAAAACAUAAAAUUGGAGAAGCCUACAAGAAAAUAUUAGCUGCUGAUAAUCUUGACAUCGGUAACAUGAAACAUAAAAUUCGAGACUAUUCGUUAUCUGGAGCUUACAGAAAGAUUAUUAUUCGACCUCAGAAUGUCAGCUGGGAGCUGGUUGAAUAUGAUGAUCCUAAAAUCCCAUUAUUUAAUACUGACUUGGAUAAACUAGAAGGAAAACCACCUGCAGUUCUUCUAACAGAAGGCAAAUACAAGGCUCUGAAGAUGGAGUUCUCCCUUCCACCAUCUACUUAUGCCACAAUGGCCAUUCGAGAAGUGCUGAAAAUGGACACAAGCAUAAAAAACCAGACACAGCUAAAUACAGUGUGGCUACGCUGAAGAUAAUUUACAGUGACUGGAUAAGGAUUUAACAUAUUAAACUUGUUUCUUAUUAAUUAGAUCUACUCAGAUGAUUUCUAAUUAAAAAUUGUAUUUUUAUAUUAGCUUAAAGUAUAUGAUUUCAGAUUUAUUGUAAAAUGCUGUUUGUAAAAAUGUAACUUCUUUUGUUUUUAAAUGAUUAAGCAAACAUGAUGUUUGAGCUGGUUAUACAAUUCAGCUUUACUAGUUUAUAAGGAAGUAGAUGAUAGCUUUGUUAGCAAUUUCAGGUCUUCAAAAGCAUUUUUUAAAUGUGUUCUUAAAAAUAUGGCAGUAAAUAUAUUAUAAGUUCAGAAUAAAGUAAAACGAUUGCAAGCAUGCUUAAUACUGCAGUUGAGGAAAACUGAUUAGGACAAAGUACUGAUGAAUAUUUAUUUCCAAGUAUUUAGCCUUAAGAAUGCAGAUGGGAUUUGCAAUUGGAACUGAUUCUGUGGCAGAAUGUGUAUGUCUUUUUAUGUGAUGUAGACAGAUACAGCUAUUUUUAUUUGAGCUGUAAUUUUUAUUAAGACAUUGUUGGCUUUUCACAACAUACUGUAUAGCUAAAGAAGUCAACAACCCAUGUAAGUUUCUAUUAUCAACAAAUGCUAUUUAGCUUCAGCCGUUAAAGCUUGUCCAUUGCUGGCAAUGGAUAAGGUACAUAAAUCUGUAUCCUGGCAGGAUUGGAUUAAAUAGCCAUUCUGAAUUUGACAGAUCA
This is a messenger RNA of Hemicordylus capensis (graceful crag lizard), 3211 nucleotides long. RefSeq names its product pseudouridine synthase 7 (gene PUS7). Gene Ontology annotation, molecular function: pseudouridine synthase activity; RNA binding. The coding region runs from base 514 to 2481 and encodes 655 amino acids. NCBI's taxonomy places the organism in Eukaryota, Metazoa, Chordata, Lepidosauria, Squamata, Cordylidae. The record is from RefSeq and is a predicted model, not a curated record. The transcript is spliced from 17 exons. Gene Ontology annotation, cellular component: nucleus. Gene Ontology annotation, biological process: pseudouridine synthesis.